AUGACCCGCUCACAUCCUAUUGCCCCUCAACAAAUGCUCGGGGGACUACACGCUGCUAUCGCCGCCAAUUACGGUUCCGCAGCUGCUGGCCACGGUGCUUCAAUUUCGACAUUGCUGUCGAGACUGCACAGAAUCUUGAAGCAUCAUGAUCCUUCGCAUGGGCACCUCCGCUCUCGACCGAGCCUCGUGAUGCAAAUGGUUUUCUUGCUGGUCCAGAACCUCCAGAUAGCAGAGAGUAUCUCGCCUGACGACAUUGCUACUGAAUUUGCGGCUCUCAAAGAGUUGAAGAGGACCGAAGAAGAUGAGAGCUUUGACAAAGUUGAAGUGCUCGAGGGAAAUGGUGUUGAUUUUGGCGAGUUGGAUCCGGUCGAACAAGGAAUAAUUCCACAGGCCAUUCUAGAUGAGGUUAAUUACAUUACAUUAAUGGCGAGGAUGACGCGCGACGGAUGGGACGAGGCAACAUUGAAAUAUUGA
Messenger RNA from Suillus subalutaceus, 474 nucleotides. RefSeq lists its product as uncharacterized. Bases 1 to 474 code for a protein of 157 amino acids. NCBI's taxonomy places the organism in Eukaryota, Fungi, Basidiomycota, Agaricomycetes, Boletales, Suillaceae. The record is from RefSeq and is a predicted model, not a curated record. The transcript is spliced from 3 exons.